CAACAGGGUCUGUAAUACCAAGGAUAAUAGGUACAUUACUGUUUAGAAUUUCUAAAAUAAAUAUAAAGUAACGUAGGCAAAAACAUCGUGUUUUAAUAUUUACAUUCAAGGCAAAAUGAGCAAUAUCUUCAAGUUAAAGUUGUCUGCUCUUGGCCACCCGAAUCCUGAAAGUUUCAAUUGUGAAGAUGAAAAGGAAUAUAGAAGUGUAGUUUUAUGGCUUGAGGAUCAAAAGAUAAGGCAUUACAAGAUUGAGGAGAGGGAAGGUCUUCGGAAUAUUGACAGUAAUAAUUGGCAAGAAGCAUAUGACAUAUACCAAAAAGACCUAGUUAGUCCUGUUGUAAAUGGAACAUUAAAUGAACAAUUGAAUUGGCUUCUAUCUUAUGCUGUGCGAUUGGAAUUUGCGGACAAUGUCACCAAAUACAAGGAAGUGAAAUUGGACCAACCAAAACAGGCUGUGCCUAAUGUAGUGUCUUCUAAUCCUUUGGAUAACUUAAACUUUGAUAGUCCCGCAUUUAAGGCUGGUGUUGAGAGAGUUUGCACUCUAGCCGGUGUGGGCCCACAUCCAGAUCCAAAAUUCCGUUUAGCAGCUCUUGCUAAAAUCCUUAAAACCACACCACAUCCUGAUCCUGCAAAGACUGAUGCCAUUCUGAUUAACCAGCCAAUAGAUGUUCUUAAUCUCUUGUUCAUCCAAGAUAUAAGGGAAUUACAGACAAAGAUUAAUGAAGCUCUAGUUGCUGUACAAACUAUAACAGCUGAUCCUCGCACUGACACUAAAUUGGGAAAAGUUGGCAGAUAAAUGUACUGUCAUCAAGAUAAUGUUGAUAAAAAUACUGAUUUGUAUAAAUCUAUGCUUUACUAAUUUAUAAAACCAUAUUACUAAUAUGCCAUGAAAA
Molecule: messenger RNA, 893 nt
Organism: Colias croceus (clouded yellow)
Lineage: Eukaryota; Metazoa; Arthropoda; Insecta; Lepidoptera; Pieridae
Product: RNA transcription, translation and transport factor protein
Exons: 4
Coding region: 116-796 (226 amino acids)
Biological process (GO): tRNA splicing, via endonucleolytic cleavage and ligation
Cellular component (GO): tRNA-splicing ligase complex
Molecular function (GO): RNA binding
Source: RefSeq, a predicted model, not a curated record